AUGGGAUGUUUCUGUUGCAAAACCACUGGGGCUACUAAAGAGCCAAAAAAACUGGUGUACUCAUGGGUAGAACGAAAACACUUGGACCCUGCGGAUUAUGUUAUGGAAAAUUUGAACGGCUGCACGGCGUAUAAGUCUCCAGGGUCAAUUAGCGGCCAACAAUUUGUUGUACGUAAUUGUCAGGACUCCAAUAUUUACUUGCUGGACCAUACCGGUUCAGUAACUGUGGAUGAUUGUCAGAGAUGCACAAUUGUGCUUGGACCAACUAAACAAAGCGUUUUCGUGAGGGAUACAAUCAAUUCAACAGUGGUAGUUGCCUGUGGUCAGUUUAGAGUUCGUGAUUGCGCAUCCUUAAAGAUUUCAUUGUUUUGUUCUACUCAGCCGGUGAUAGAGUCCAGUCGAGAAUUGCAAUUCAGUUGUUACCAGUUUUAUUACAACCAGUUGGCUGAUCAAUUUGUCAAAGCCGAUCUUAAUAUAUGGAAUAACAAUUGGAGAACCGUAUACGAUUAUACAUGGAACGAAGGUGACAACUGGGUGGUAAAUGAAGAGCCCAUAGUUGUCCAGUUAUCUGAAGAAUUACACAAGUAUGGAAUUACAAAUGAAUCUGAAAAAUCAAUUGUGCCUCUCACCAAAUAUAAUCAACAGUCUGGAGAAAAUUGCUUUGUUGCUUUUGCAUGUGGAACUGAAGCUUCAAGAUUUGUACAAGCUUUACAAUCACAUGAGACAGAUUUAUUGCUAAUAAAAUGCAAUUAUAGUGAUGGCAAAGACGCAAAAGUGUUCCAAGAACGAGCCAAAAUAUUUGGGAAUAAAAAAGUUGAAACCAUUAUUGGACUACAAAUACAGGGGCCACAUGCUAUAAGCAAAUGUACAGCGAUUUUAGCUAAUGAUUUUCCUCAGUUUAUAACAAUGAUCAGUAAAACGGACACUGAAGCCAAAGAACAAAUUAAGGUGUUUUUCCACAUAUUUGAGAGUGAAUUUCAACCGUAA
Macrosiphum euphorbiae (potato aphid) is the source of this 987-nucleotide messenger RNA. The record is from the annotation of a GenBank genome assembly. NCBI's taxonomy places the organism in Eukaryota, Metazoa, Arthropoda, Insecta, Hemiptera, Aphididae.